AUCUGAACCUUAUCAUCGCGUCUAACCCUCUAAAGAUGCCUUAAACUACGUAGAUCGACAUAAAUAGUAUCAAAAUCGUCAACGCAAGGAAAAACAAACAAACAUUAGUUGUCGGUGCGGCAAUGGAAAACCAUUGGAUACUAUUUAUAGCGUUUUCAAACUUGCUGGUAGGUGCGAAAUGCGAAUGUGCGUUGUCGAACUGGACUCUAAGCAUGAGACGACAAGGCUACUCCGACUGCAAGCAAGGUAAAAACUACUCUUACAUACAGGGCAUCGCCCGAGGAGAAAGGGCCAGUGACAGCAAAGACGGCCUCGAGCUCAUCAGAUACGCCCAGUGCUGCCCCGCCCCGCUGAUGUGGCGGGAGGAGAAAACGGUCACGGUCAGCGGGGACUGGAAGUCGAACCUGGACAGAGACCAUCAUUGGGCGCUCUGCCCGGACGGGUACUUCCUCCAAGGGCUGUACAGGAGCGCGUCCUCCUCGGGCCGAUUGAGCAACCUGGACGCCGGCCGAUGUGCCAAGCCGGCCGGGCACCCCACGUACUACGGCCCGUGCUACGAGGAGAACACCAACUGCUGCUUCGACGCCGCCGGUCUCUGCAAGUGCAGGCGCUACUACUUCCUGAUCGGCAUCUACCGGGGCGACUGCGACAGGCUCCACUGCCUGGACAAGCUGAAGUGCUGCAUGAUGAGCGAGAACCACGAGCUGACGUAUUAGGACGGGGACCCGUCCACACAUCAAGCCUGUGGUGCCGAUACCCUCAACGAGAUGCCGCAACUGCGCUGUGUGAUUGUUCCGAUAAGUUAACAAGUGAAGCUGAACUAACACAACUGCUCUUGAAUACCUGACAGUUUGUACGUCUGCCGGAGAAAUCUUCUAACGAUCUAAAUUGGGAGGAACUUAUUCUUUGUGGUUAAAAGGGUUUUCAUUGACGGAUUUAUGUAUAUAUUUUUGAAAUUAUCUUUUUUAGGGCACAGCAGGCAGUAAGAGUAAAGUUGUUCGUUUCGAGCUUGUCAACGCCAUUUUUCUAUAACUACUACGCUUAGAAAUUUGAAUCUGUUUUAACGAAUACUUUACAACAAAUAACUACGUGUAGAGUCGGGUGUAAAAACCACUAUAGUAUCAUUCCCC
Lymnaea stagnalis (great pond snail) is the source of this 1130-nucleotide messenger RNA. Lineage: Eukaryota; Metazoa; Mollusca; Gastropoda; Lymnaeidae. The record is from the annotation of a GenBank genome assembly.